Messenger RNA from Diatraea saccharalis (sugarcane borer), 701 nucleotides. NCBI's taxonomy places the organism in Eukaryota, Metazoa, Arthropoda, Insecta, Lepidoptera, Crambidae. The record is from the annotation of a GenBank genome assembly.
UAUUCAUACUACUUUCUGUCAUGCCUUACGGUAAGUACCUUCCUAUAAGUAUAAUCAUAAAGUAUCAACCUGAACUAGAUUAAUAUAGUUUAUUUUUGAUAAAUUUUGCAUUUGCAAUGCAAAAAAUACUUACAAAAUUUCAACCUAGCUUUUACUAUUUAUUUUACUAUUUUUACAUCUUAUUUAAUAAUAAAUUACGAAUAAUAAAGAAUAUGCCACUGAUUGAACCAUUUAUCUCAAAUUUUCUACCAAAAGGCAUGUCAAAAUAGUAUAAUGAAAAGAAAUAUUGUGAUAACAUUUAUGAUGGAAAUGGAUCGCUAUAAUGUCGUAUCCAAUGGGUAGAGAGUUUGGCGGUGGCUAUCCUGAAACUGUUAAAUUUUCAACCAUUUUUCUCAUUCUCUAUUUAUUAGUUUUCAGUAUCACCUGCUUUAUAUGUAGUUCGGAUACUGAUCCACUGUGCGCAGACCCUUUUAAUAACAGUUCUACACCGUUAAGUGAUUGUAAGUUUAUGAGAAAUCCGCAUCGUGAAGUAUUACCUGCUGUGUGCCGAAAAGUAAAACAAAGAGGUAAUUAUUUGAGGCUUAUAUUUUUUAAUCCAUCCAAUUUUGAUAUGUUUCACUGCAUUAGAGUAAUAGUAUUUCACGAGAUUAAAACCAUGUACGUUAUUUUUAUUUAGCGCUGUUGCGAGCGCCAUGAUCACA